Recurvomyces mirabilis is the source of this 6030-nucleotide messenger RNA. It is a transcript of the gene RIM15, whose product is annotated as rim15, signal transduction response regulator. The record is from RefSeq and is a predicted model, not a curated record. Lineage: Eukaryota; Fungi; Ascomycota; Dothideomycetes; Mycosphaerellales; Teratosphaeriaceae. The transcript has a single exon. Gene Ontology annotation, molecular function: protein serine/threonine kinase activity; ATP binding. The coding region runs from base 1 to 6030 and encodes 2009 amino acids. Gene Ontology annotation, cellular component: cytoplasm; nucleus. Gene Ontology annotation, biological process: peptidyl-serine phosphorylation; phosphorelay signal transduction system.
AUGGCAGAAGAUGAUGUUCAAACCCAGGCCGCUCUAGCUAUUCCUCCAGUGGUAGCAGCGCUACGGGGGGCAGCUGGUCGUGAUGGGGCUGACAGGACGCACAUGGAAAGGACGAUCAGUAUGGAUAUUAGGGAAGAGAGGGAGGACCUGAAGAGGGCCGCGGAGCAGUCGACUAAUGCCAUUCUGGAGCUUGGGUUGGAUCAUAGUGUAAAGUGGGUCAGUCCUUCGUGGCAGGAUUUGACUGGUAUGCCGGCACAGGAUGUGAUUGGCAAGCCGAUCGCGGAGUUAUUGGCUGAGAAUACUGGUGUGUUUGCCGAUUGCAUUGAGGCAAUCAGGAAAGACGACUCGAAAAGCAGGAUUUUGAGAUUUGCUGUGAAGGCUCCUGAAUCUCGAGUGAGUGGAGAUGCUGCUUCCGCAGAUGAGAAGACACCCGUCGAGCCGAAGGAGAUGCAUUAUGGGCCGGAUCCAAAUACAGCAGAAGCAAGCAGCUUAGGUACUACAAGUCCUACUGAGAUGGAGGACGUCACCCAAGCUAUGUCCAAUGUAGAGAUUGGUCCUUCGAUCACGCAAGCAGAGGAGUCGGCCGAGAGUCAAGAAGUCAUCGAGCUCGAGGCCCAGGGUAUCAUGGUGUAUGACCGGACGACUGGCGAAGAAAGCCACACGAUGUGGAUGAUCAAGCCUGCAGUCUCUCGUGAGAUCACCAUUGAUCUGCCAGAUGUGCUUGUUGAGUCGCUCGGCAUCGGUGCGGAGAUGCUCGCCAACUACCUUACCCUACUCGCGGAGGUGGGUGCUCAAGAUCCCGAGAACCAUCCGCCUCCACUGCCUGUGCUUUGCCGUAUUUGCGAGCGCCAAAUCACGCCAUGGUGGUUCGAGAAACAUACCGAGCUGUGCUCGCAGGAGCACAGAGCUGAGAUGGAAGUGCAGCUGGCUCAAGAGUCGUUGCAGGAGCAGCGAUCUGCAUUGGUCAAGGUGCUCGAUGCGCUAGAAGCACAUGCCAGACUAUCUAAGAGCCCCCCAACAGACUCCGGCUCACCCAUACCUGCUCCACGAGCGGAGUACAAGGGCCUGCCGAUCGGGCCAUCUUCUCUACCAACCUCAAAUCCAUCAUCUGGUCGUUCCUCGCCAGCCAUGCCGCCUACUCGAUCUCGAGACUCAUCAUCGAGUGGACUCAGCCAUCACCGUGCUCGCUCAUUCGCAGUGAGACGUCCUUUGGCACGUAUCGUGGAGCUUGUGCUUGAUCUCUGUGAUACCACUAUGGAGAUCAGCACGCCAUCGAUCAAGGACUCGAAAUCCUAUGCACCUGGCGAGAUGCGGACACAGUCGCCGCAAUCUGAAGGGCGCAUACAGCAAGUCUUGCAAUGGCAAUCACCGAGUGCUAGUACGCUUGAGAACGAGCAAGGUCUCGCUUUGUUGUGUGAUGAGACUUCACAGCUUGCACGCACGAAAGUUGAGGCUGUCUUCCGCCACAGAAGAAUAUUGGAGUACUCUGAGCGGAUCCGUAUGGAAUAUGAGAUACUUGUGCAAGAAUGCAUCGAUGCGGCCAUGCAGAAGGCUGCACGUAUAGCGGCUGGUGAUCUCAGCGACGACUCGAGUGAGGACUCGUCCAAGUAUGAAUCGGCUGAUCAGGAGCCGCGUUCAGCUUUGGACGAGCCUGGCAGAGAAGCCGUGGUACAGUCGCAGGUAGAGGAGGUCGUCAGCGUCGCUCCACAACGUGCGACUGGCAGUCCAUCGUCAAUGGCCAUGGCGUUGAGGAAAACGUCUGACUUUUCACUGGAUCGUCGGACAUCAUCUGCUGGGUCCUCUCGCGCAAGCAGUCCAAGGGGCGCCAGAACACCAAAGUCGUAUAGUGGGCCAACGGAACCUUUCUUGUUCCACAAGCGAGGCUCGAUAGCCUUCGAGAGUGACACUGGUGCAGACAGCGAUAGCAGCAUGCGCUCCUCAGUACACUCUGCUGCUGGACAUGGACGAGCUGAUUCGCCAGGUGCGGAGCUGUCCUUGAGUCGCGUGGCCAGCACACGGUCUCGUGAACGUAAGCGUCAGAGUCUUGUCCUCCCUAGCUUGGCCAACUUACCGCGUCAUCAAUCGCCAGGCAGAGGACCAGCCCCACCGCACUCGCCGUUGCGCAUGGCGAAGCCAAGAAUCCCGAGUGGUGCGAUGGACAGCUUACCAUCCCCGAUCACAUCGCCCGUGCUCUCUACCAGCGAGUUCGCAUCUCCAGUGUUGCGAGCACAACACCAGCAUCACCACCGUCGCCAGUCUUCUAACGCCUUGGCUGAUGCUCUCGGGCGGCCGUCCUCACCUCGACUCAGCGCUGUAGUGAGCAACCCACAGCCGCGUGCAGUACAAACGUCUAUCAAAGACUUUGAGAUUAUCAAGCCGAUCAGUAAAGGCGCAUUCGGGAGCGUCUACCUCUCCAAGAAGAAGUCGACGGGCGACUACUAUGCUAUUAAAGUGCUUAAGAAGGCAGACAUGAUUGCCAAGAAUCAGGUCACGAAUGUCAAAGCUGAACGAGCCAUCAUGAUGUGGCAAGGCGAAAGCGACUAUGUGGCCAAGCUCUACUGGACAUUCUCAAGCAAAGACUACCUUUAUCUUGUAAUGGAGUACUUGAACGGUGGCGACUGCGCGUCUCUUGUCAAGAGUCUUGGUGGACUCCCCGAGGACUGGACAAAAAAGUACGUUGGCGAGAUACUGCUGUGCGUUCAGCAUCUCCACAGUCGGCAGAUUGUGCAUCGUGACCUGAAGCCUGAUAACCUGCUCAUUGAUGUCAAGGGUCAUUUGAAGCUUACUGACUUUGGUCUAUCGCGGAUGGGUCUUAUUGGACGUCAGAAACGAGCUAUCAAUGCUAAGCCUGAUGAUACGCCGCCGGACCUCCUCAAAGCUGGACCUUUUCGCAGACCGCCUUCCGUAGCAUCCUCCAGAUCAACGUCUUUUGACUUUCAGGGUAACAGCCACUCACCCGCGCAGACUCCUUCUAUGACGCCGGCUUAUAUUGGAGAUCUUCAGCAGCCUUCAUACUUCAGCUUGAAUCGAGAAACAUCACGCGAGCCAUCGCGACGCACGUCUGGACAUCGAAGCAAUAGCGGAGACAGUGAAGCGCUCGAGUCAAUGUUUCGUAGAUUCUCUGUUGCGGAUCACAGCCGUACGCCCAUUGAAGAAGAGACGGCUAGUGAAGGAGCUGAGUCGCCAGAUCCGUAUGUUUUACAGCCGGUGCAGAGCAAUGGCAGCCAGCCGAAGACAGGUACGCCGCCACAACAGGGCAUGAUCACUAUGCCACCGCCGAUCAUGUCCCUCUUCGAUCCUUCGGACAGCGAUAGGCGCUUCGUUGGCACUCCGGACUAUCUUGCGCCUGAGACCAUAAAGGGCGGUGGCCAGGAUGAGUUAAGUGAUUGGUGGUCCCUGGGCUGUAUUUUGUUCGAGUUUCUGUAUGGCUGCCCGCCCUUCAAUGCCGACACGCCUGAGGAGGUUUUCCAGAAUAUUCUGGAUCGAAACAUUCACUGGCCUGACGAUGACGACGACUACUAUGCUUCUCCAGACGCCAGAGAUCUGAUGAACAAGCUCAUGUGCACCGACCCUGCUUCACGUCUCGGAGCCAACCAAGAUGAUAAGUACCCAAAUGGUGGCGAAGAGAUCAAAGCUCAUCCUUGGUUUGUUGACAUUAAUUGGGAUACCCUUCGCGAGGAUGAUGCAUCGUUCGUGCCUGUCAGCGAAAAUCCCGAAGACACAGAGUACUUCGAUGCUCGUGGAGCUACGAUGCAGAAUUUCCAGCACGAAUUUCUGGACGAGCAGUCGUCGCCUGCACAGACACCGGGCGCAGACUAUCCUGAUCGACCGCAUGAUGCACUGUCCCGUGUUAGAAGCCAAGUCAAUGCUGUCAAGCGAAACCUCAUGCCUCUGCAUAUACCUCCUCAUGUCCGCGAUGCACGGUCGCGACGCUUGAGUGAGCCGGUUGUGGCGGACGACUUUGGUAAUUUUCAGUUCAAGAACCUACCAGUGCUCGAGAAGGCGAACAAGGACGUCAUUCAGAAGCUGAGAGCAGAUGCUAUGCAGGCUCAGACGAAAAGUGGUAUUGCUCAAGGAUCGUCCUCUCCCGCCGUCACAUCACCGCCUCCAGCGCCAUCGUUGGAGGCGAGCCCUGUGCUGCCGAUGCCGUUGAAGAGAACACUCUCUGCCAAUAGAGGCCAUAAUCGCUCACAGUCGCCUUCUCUGCUCAGUCACCAAAGCUCAUCGCCUAGCCGAGGUUCGCAGCCUUCUUCACCACUCCUAGUCCACUUCAGCGCGCAGAAUCAUGAAAGACGCAAGACCUCCAGUGGCUCCUCGAGCUUGUCCCAACAGACCAGCAACACGUCUCUACAACCUGGCAACUUCUUCGAGGCUACCCCGCGCUUGUCCUUCAAGGCUCAUAGUAAUGCGCCUUCGCCGGUCAAGGUCAUGAAGCCUGGUUCUGUGUCUCUGCCGUUGCCCAAUAGCGAGCUAGUAAUCGAGCAAGGACAAUCGCAGAGCGCUGUCUCCUCGCCACGUCAGCGAUCACAUACUGUUGGCUCGCAAGAUGGUGAUCUUGUGCCAGAGCUCAUGCCCGUGCGACACAAGCGACGUAGUGGGAUCAUGGACAUCUCACCAUCUUCAUCCGAUAACGAGGACACUCGGCAGAAAGCGUUGCUUCGAGUGCAGAGAAGGCGUGCAAGCUCGCGAAGGCUUUCGCAAGUCAGUCUCGCGGACGGCCCAAGCUUCCGCACUCUGGACGUCUUGAUUUGCGAAGAUCAUCCCGUGUCCCGACUCGUGAUGGAACGGCUACUGGAGAAGCUGCGGUGCCGUGCAAUCGUUGUCAAUAACGGUACCGAGGCAAUGCGGUACGCUAUGAGCAAUGUCAAGUUUGAUAUCAUCAUGAUGGAGUACAAGCUGCCGCAUCUGAAUGGAGCUGACGUCGCACGCAUGAUCCGUGACACCAAGAAUGCCAAUUCGCAUACCCCGAUAGUUUGUGUUACUGGCUAUCUAAAGGAGCUACAAGGCACACAUCACUUCGAUGCCUUGCUCGAGAAGCCACCUACCAAAGAGAAGUUGGAAAAUGUCAUGAGCCAGCUCUGUCAAUGGAAACCUGCUUCGGAAAGCUACAAGGGUACUGCAGAGCCUAUCACAGUGCCUUCCAGAGACAUCGAGCAGCCACCAGCUGACAAUAGCCCAACUACCACUUCCUCUACUGGCAUGAGCCAUACCAACACGGGCAGCACCUGGCGAAGCAUGAGCGUGAACAGUAGAGAAGACUCCGUAAGCUCUCUGGGUGACACAGACAGCCAGACUGGCAGUAUGUCAAUCAUGAUAAACAACAGGCAGUCAUCAUUGUCAGAGGCUUUGGCGCGCAACUUCGACGAGCCCGGUGGGCUUGGCAUCACGAAACGUCUCACAAGUCCCGAGAUGGACUCUACCAGCCCUCCGCGAUCCAUGCCGACACUGCAACACGAGACUUCAGCGCCUGCUCGGCUUACGACGCCCGCUGAGCCUAGUCUACGCAAACAGCCUUCUCAGGAAGCUAUCCAGGCCAAGCGACGCUCCUUUGAGAAAGGACGACAGGAAUCUGCUGCAGAGUCUGGUGAUGACGAGGACGAAGAGCUGGGCAACAUCACAGUGCAGCGCCAACGCUCACCGAAACGCACUUCUACAAAACGUACUUCCAAGCUCGGCACGGAGAUGAUGCGCACGAACAGCCAAGGCAGCGUCGUCUCCGUCGAGGAUGUCCUAGCCGUGCAGAAAGAAUCUAAGAACUUUUCUGACGAGCUGCCCGCCGCUUUCUCAAUCGCCGAGGAACCUGCGGCGGAAGUAGAAGCAAGCGGGCGGUUGACACCACCUGAGCUGUUCUCGCCCAAAACCGUCGGACAUCACACAGAACUCAUUGACAUGGAUGCUGCCACCCUACCUGGCCCCGCUGAAGUCGACGAUCGGGACGUCACACCGAGGCCGAGUGUGCCAAGUCAUGCUUCUGAGAUCGACCCGGAUCCUACGCCUAGGGCUUCCACAUCGCCUUUACACCACGACUAG